Salvelinus sp. IW2-2015 is the source of this 1683-nucleotide messenger RNA. The record is from RefSeq and is a predicted model, not a curated record. Lineage: Eukaryota; Metazoa; Chordata; Actinopteri; Salmoniformes; Salmonidae.
AUGGGAGACACGGUUUGGUUUUACUCUCUACUGGUGCUGAUGGGAGACCGGUUUGGGUUUUACUCUCUACUGGUGCUGAUGGGAGACCGGUUUGGUUUUACUCCUCUACUGGUGCUGAUUGGAGACCGGUUUGGGUUUUACUCUCUACUGGUGCUGAUGGGAGACCGGUUUCAGUUUUACAUCUCUACUGUGCUGAUGGUAGACCGGUUUGGGUUUUACUCUCUACUGGUGCUGAUGGGAGACCGGUUGGGUUUUAUCUCUACUGGUGCUGAUGGAGACCGUUUGGGUUUUACUCUCUUACUGGUGCUGAUGGAGAACCGGUUUGGGUUUUACUCUCUACUGGUGCUGAUGGGAGACCGGUUUGGGUUUUACUCUCUACUGGUGCUGAUGGGAGACCGUGUAUGUGACCAUAAAACAUAUUUUUUUUCUUCUUGUAGAAGUCAAGAUGGUGUCUGUUCAAUAGGACCCAAUCUGCUGCAGAGAACAGAGGGAGGAGGAGGAGCAGGAGGAGGAGGAGGAGGAGGAGGAGGAGGAGGAGAGGAGGACACAGAUCUGCAUGAGGACGAGACAGACCUCAAUCAGAAGAAGGUGGAGCUACUCCAGGCCCUGACUCUGAGCAUUACCUCCUUGCGGGAUGAGAAGGAGGUUCUGGCGGAGGAGCAGAGGAGGUUCCGGGCCCUAGGGGGCCACAUAGAGAGCCUGGUUCAGGAGCACUGUAAGCCCAACGAGAGGGAGAAGUACAAGAUGCUCAUCGGGGACAUGGAUAAGAUAGUCAACCUUCUGCUGUCUCUGUGUGGCCGGCUGGCCCGGGUCCAUAACGCUCUCUCUGCCCUGGACAGAGAGGAGGAGACAGAGGACAGCCAAGAGGAAAGGGAGUCCUUACAGCAGAAGCGCAGGCAGCUGUGUAGUCAGCACGAGGAUGCCAGGGAGUUGAAGGAGAAUCUGGACAGGCGGGAGCGUGUGGUACUGGACAUCCUGGGUGGGUACCUGACUGGGCCGCAGCUUAGAGACUACCAGCACUUCGUCUGUAUGAAACCAGCCCUGCUGAUUCGCCAGAGACACCUGGACGAGCUCCUAAAGCAGUGGGAUGAACAGCUCAGCAGGCUGGCUGAGAGUAUCCCUCCAGGGGACCACCAGGCCCAGCCCAGCUCACCUAUCCCUGGGUUGAACCCCAGCCUCGGCCCUAACCUUGGGGCUCCCAGCCCUAACCUUAGAGCUCCCAGCCCUAACCUUGGGGCUCCCAGCCCUAACCUUAGAGCUCCCAGCCCUAACCUUGGGGCUCCCAGCCCUAACCUUGGGGCUCCCAGCCCUAACCUUAGAGCUCCCAGCCCUAACCUUAGAGCUCCCAGCCCUAACCUUGGGGCUCCCAGCCCUAACCUUAGAGCUCCCAGCCCUAACCUUGGUCCUACCCACACAGUCCGCUCCACCACUGUGACAUCACUGUGACAUCACCCCAACAACAACACUGCUCCUGGUCACUCCUACAGUUGCUGUGUCUCUGACCCAGUGGGAGGAGCGCCAUGAGUCUGGCGAUGCAACAGUACUUGAUUGAAGAGAGAGACAUGCUCUAUAUGGAGCAGGAAGGAUGUCUGUCGGUCGGUCCCCUUGUUGCAGACAGACAGGUAGACAGGCAGACAGACAGGCAGACAGACAGACAGGCAGACUGCAUUCAGACAGACAGGC